Molecule: messenger RNA, 2682 nt
Organism: Saccharomycopsis crataegensis
Lineage: Eukaryota; Fungi; Ascomycota; Saccharomycetes; Ascoideales; Saccharomycopsidaceae
Gene: CFT2
Product: cleavage polyadenylation factor subunit CFT2
Exons: 1
Coding region: 1-2682 (893 amino acids)
Biological process (GO): mRNA 3'-end processing by stem-loop binding and cleavage
Cellular component (GO): mRNA cleavage and polyadenylation specificity factor complex
Molecular function (GO): RNA binding
Source: RefSeq, a predicted model, not a curated record
AUGUUUGAAUUCACAUCUUUGGUGCCGCCUGAGCAGCUAGACAACGCACGAAUCCGGGCGUCGUUGUUCAAUUUCCAAAACGACAUAAGGGUGCUCGCCGACCCUGGAUGGGAUACUGUCUCAGACCUCACCCAUAUUGAGUCUGUUCUUAACUCUAUUGAUCUUAUUCUCCUCUCUCAUGCCUCCAUGCCUUUCAUUGGGGCAUUUGCCUACUUAUACAAAAAAAAUCCUGGAGCUAUGAGGAGUAUUCCGGUAUACACCACCGCUCCAGUGGCCAAUCUUGGGAAAAUUGAAACCAUGGAAAGUUAUCGAGUCCUGGGUCUUGUGGGGCCAGUAGUAGAUUACCAACUUGAAAUGGCAGAUAUUGAAGAGGCGUUUGAUUCGGUGACGUUGAUCAAACAUAACCAAUCGACAAUAUUUAAAGGAAAGCAAGAUAGCAUAACGAUAACCGCGAUCAAUGCUGGACACAGUCUUGGGGGUAUCAUUUGGUUAUUCAAUAAAAGCAGUGAAAAAAUCAUUUAUGCUCCAGCUUGGAACCAUUCUAAGGACUCGUACCUUGAAGGUGCGAAAAUCUUGCAAGAAAAUGGUAACCCGGUGCCAUUAUUGUCAAGACCAUCGGUGAUGAUCACUUCGGCAAUGAUUGGAUCGUCAUUAUCUUACAACAAAAGAGUGGAAAAGUUUUUAAAUAUGGUAGAUGCCACAUUACAGAAUUCUGGUACAGUGUUGCUUCCGAUUUCUUUGGGAUCUCGAUUACUCGAGCUUGUCCAUUUGAUUGAUGAUCAUCUUCGAUUCAUGCCGUAUCAAGUGUAUUUGCUUGCCCGCACAGGAACGAAAUCCUUGACUCAGGCAGGUUCAAUGUUAGAAUGGAUGUCCCCAACAGUGACUAAAGAAUGGCAUACUCGUGGUAAGUCACCGUACGCCGCGUCCACGGUUACUAUUAUUGAUCAUCAUGAAUUGGAAAAGCUUCAAGGUUCCAAAGUGGUGUUUUGUUGUGGUGAGGGUUUGGAAAGUGGGUCUCCAGCAUUUGAAUCAUUCACUAGAUUAUGUAAUGAUCCUACCACUACAGUGUUAUUGACUGAGCGAGCAGAAAAGGGCACAUUAGCACAUGAGUUGUAUCAAUACUGGGAAGCCGCGGCGGCAGAACGAAAUAAUGGCAAAAUAGAAGACGGUAUAGCGGUUCCUUACCAAAGUACGUUGCAUUUAGAGAGAAUCGAGGAAGAAUAUUUGGUAGGGGCCCAAUUAGAACAAUAUAUGGAAGCCGUAAAAGCCAGACGGCAACAAGAUAAAGAAAACAAAGUAAAAUUGGAAAAACAGCAGAAAAAAGAAGCAGCCGCGGAAACUGGGACCAAUAAUGAGAAUUUACUUAAAAUCGAUGGCAAGAAGAUCUUGGCAGAAGAUGACGAUGAUGAAGAUGAAGAUGAUGAAGAUGAAGCAAAUGGAGAUGAUGAAUCCCAGAAGCGGGCAAAACGGGCAAGAAAACAAACUAAAGAAAAAGAAGAAAAUUUAAAAGAAAAUUUACCAUUAGAUAUCGAUGUUCGGAACUCCAAAGGGAAAAAUCGGAUGUUCCCAUACAUUCCAAAAAAGCUCAAGUAUGAUGAUUAUGGAGAAGUGAUUAAUCCUGCGGACUUUGCCAAAAAAGAUUCAAAAUAUGAUUUCCGUCACGGGAAAGGAUUGGACAAUAAAAUUGGAGAAAAACGGAAGUUUGGUCAGGAUUCGUUGUCUUCGAAGAAAAAUGCUCUCAAACAAAAGAAAGACAAAACCAACAAGACUGAUGAAUUGAUUGCCUUGGAUGCUUUAAGAGAGCCUCGUCGUCAAGUUUCCAAGAAUUUAUCGAUCUACACCAAAUGUGGGCUUGUAUUUGUUGAUUUGGCAGGACUUGUGGAUUUACGUUCAUUGUCGCUCAUUAUUCCUUCACUUAAGCCACGGAAGUUGUUGCUACUUAGUGAUAUGACCAGUGAUGUCAAUACCGCCAAUGUUUUUAAACAACUCACGAGUAUUAGUCGUCGUCGUCGUCCAAACGGUUAUGAAUCGUCAAAAUCGAAUAAUUUGCAGAAAUUAUUUGACGUGGUGGAGGUGAAAAACAAUCAAGAAGUGGAGAUUGAUGACUCUGUAGCCGCACUUGAAAUCUUAUUGGAUGAUUCGAUCAUGGAGCAUUUGAAAUGGCAAAAGAUUAGUGGUGGGUUUAGUAUUGCUCAGGUUAUUGGGACCGUGGUUAAUGUCGAGGAGAUUGAGGAAAACGAUGCCAAAGCAUCUGUAGUUGAUACUGCGACCAGUGAUAAGGAAGGGGAUGUCAAAAUGAUAAAAGAGGGAGAGGAGAAUGAGGAGGAGAAGGAUGUUACUUCUGAUAAUAAAGAAGCAGAAUCAAAAACCAAAGAUUUGGUUAUCAACAAUGGAAUGGGUCUUAAAGCGAUUUCUGAAGCGUCAUCACAGCUUAUGAAUAUUCGUCAUACCCCGCUUGCCAUUGGGGAUAUUCGACUCAAGGAACUUAAAGAUUUUUAUUCCACCUUUAAUGAAGUUGGGGUGAACCAUACUGCAGAAUUCAAGGGAGAAGGUACCUUGGUCAUUGAUAAUAAGAUAUGUAUUCGGAAAAUCAGUGAGGGUGAUUUUGUUGUGGAAGGAAGUGCGUGUACUUUAUUCUACGAAGUUAGAGAGAAAGUCAGAAACAUGUUGGCGUAUGUGUGA